Molecule: messenger RNA, 1365 nt
Organism: Orcinus orca (killer whale)
Lineage: Eukaryota; Metazoa; Chordata; Mammalia; Artiodactyla; Delphinidae
Gene: PRDM7
Product: PR/SET domain 7
Exons: 9
Biological process (GO): positive regulation of reciprocal meiotic recombination; regulation of DNA-templated transcription
Cellular component (GO): nucleus
Molecular function (GO): recombination hotspot binding; histone H3K4 methyltransferase activity; protein binding
Source: RefSeq, a predicted model, not a curated record
GCCAAAGAUGCUUUCAAAGACAUUUCCAUAUACUUCUCCAAGGAAGAAUGGACAGAGAUGGGAGAAUGGGAAAAAAUCCGAUACAGGAAUGUGAAAAAGAACUAUGAAGCACUGGUUACUCUAGGUCUCAGAGCCCCUCGGCCAGCUUUCAUGUGUCACCGCAGGCAGGCCAUCAAAGCCCAGGUGGGUGACCCUGAGGAUUCUGAUGAAGAAUGGACUCCAAGGCAGCAAGUUAAACCUUCUUGGGUGGCCUUCAGAGUGGAGCACAGUAAACACCAGAAGGUAAUGCCCCCGGUGCCAUUAAGUAAUGAAUCUAGUUUGAAGAAAUUGCCAGGAGCAGCGCAACUGCAGAAGGCAAGUGGCCCUGCGCAGGCCCAGAGCCCAGCGCCCCCUCCCGGAGCAGCAAGCACCUCUGCAUGGCGCACUAGACAAAAGCUGGAACGCAGAGCAAAGCAGAUUGAAGUGAAGAUGUAUAGCCUACGAGAAAGAAAGGGCCACGUGUACCAAGAGGUCAGCGAGCCCCAGGAUGACGACUACCUCUAUUGUGAGAAGUGUCAGAACUUCUUCAUUGACAGCUGUGCUGCUCACGGGGCCCCUACAUUUGUAAAGGACAGUGCAGUGGAGAAGGGGCAUCCCAACCGCUCAGCCCUCACUCUGCCCCCUGGGUUAAGUAUCAGGCCAUCAGGCAUCCCUGAGGCUGGGCUUGGAGUAUGGAACGAGGCAUCCGAUCUGCCGUUGGGUCUGCACUUUGGCCCCUAUGAGGGCCAGAUCACAGAAGAUGAAGAGGCCGCCAACAGUGGAUACUCCUGGCUGAUCACCAAAGGGAGAAACUGCUACGAGUAUGUGGAUGGAAAGGACACGUCCUGGGCCAACUGGAUGAGGUAUGUGAACUGUGCCCGGGAUGAGGAAGAGCAGAACCUGGUGGCCUUCCAGUAUCACAGGCAGAUCUUCUACCGAACCUGCCGGGUGGUCAGGCCGGGCUGUGAACUGCUGGUCUGGUACGGGGACGAGUACAGCCAGGAGCUCGGCAUCCCGUGGGGCAGCGGGUGGAAGAGCCAGCUCGUGGCGGCGGGCAGAGAAACCAUCUACCUGACCAGAAGCUUCCUCUUUCAGCAGACCCAAAGCCCAAGAUCCAUCCAUGUGGCUCCUGCUCUCUGGCCUUCUCCAGUCAGAAAAUCCUCAGCCAACAUGUGGAAUGCAGUCACCCGUCUCAGGUCCUCCCGAGAACAUCUGCAAGAGACCGCGUCCAGCCAGAGGAUCCCUGCCCAGGCUAUCAAAAUCGGCAGCAGCAAUAUUCUGAUCCACACAGCUGGAGUAACAAACCUGAAUAUCAAGAGGUCAAGGAAAGGUCCAAACCUUUGCUGA